AUGAGGUACUCUCGUCCACUGUUAGCCUUGGCUACAGUAAUUCUUCUAUUCCAAUUGCCGUCAUCUGAUGCCAGCACUGCUUGCUCGUUCAAUGGAAAUGGUAACUGCUCCGUGAAUACGGAGACCGAUGAGGUUAUGGACCUUCUCAACGAUGGCCAGAAUCAGACCAUCAAUUGGAAAAUCCGGCCACAAAACAUUGGAUUUAUGUACUACUUGAGAACCUCGGACGAUGGCGAUGAUCUUGGCGUUAGAGGAAUCGUCAAAUGGAAGGUUCAACUAAAAAAUUGGUCAACGAACGACACAGCUGUGGAAGGGUUCUUGGUCUCGAUUAUGGAUCAUGACUCGAAUGAAACUGUUACAAGUUAUGAGUUGACAAUAUCUGAACCGUUUGAGCAAUUCGCCGCAUACAAUGAUGUUUUGGAAAUGCGUCUUGAGUUGGAUGACAUUCUCAGCUUUGACAAGAGAUAUGACGCAAAGAUCAACAUCCUCCCAAUCGGAAAACAAGCGGCAGCUUCAUCGUUUCUCUCGAUAAUGGGAAAAUUGGAAGGAGAGAAGUGCUCCGCAAUGACCGGUUUGGCCGAGAGAUGGGCACCGCACGUCAUAGUCGACGUUUUUGAGACAACAUCUGAAGUUGAGCUGACCUGGCAACCUGCUCCAUCAUUCCUUUGCAUCAAAACUUAUGAGGUGGUUCUUCAAAACCGAGAUGGUUUCAUUUUGAACACUACGGAAAUUGAAGUCAUCCCUGGUCAGAAGAUCGCAAAUGCAACAUUCCAAGGGAUUGAGAAAGAUCAAAUGGUUCAAGUCAAGGUUCGCGGCAAAAAUGCACUCGAUGGCGGUUGUGCUUGUGUCAAUUGCAAUUGUAUAACUGAUAAGACAAAGUUUUUCUUGAUACCAAACGUCACUAAAGAGAAUCCUCCUGUAACAACACCGAAACCUGUUGUUCAUCAUGAACCAUACAGCUUCACCGGCUUCUACAUUCUACUGAUCGUAUUCGGGACUGCCGCUUUCUUUAUUGCAUUAAUCUGUUUAUGCGUUUGUUGCGUCAAACGUCACAAGAGAAUCUUCAAGCAGAAAAUUGCAUUCAGUGCUCUCAAAACAUCGCAACACAACAAAAAAGUCACAGAUAAAAAACAAUACAAAAUCAUGGUUGUCUGUCCGGAGAUCACUGGUAAGGAUUACGAGUACAUGAUGAAGAUUGCGGACGGGUUGAGAAAGUCGAGUAACACAGUGGUGUGCGAUAAAUGGGGGGAAAGUGCGAAUGAUGUGGAGGAAAACAUGCUCCAUUAUGUAUACAAACAGACUGGAAUCGCUGAAAAGAUUAUUGUAUUCCACUCCUCUUCAUACAUGACUCGUGUUGGAGUCUACGAAAUUAUUGAAAACUACUUCCCAAGCACCGAUCCGCGUCUUGUCCAUAUCGCCCUGUCACCAAGUGCCCAACGAAAAGUCCCAUGUGGAGUUGAAUACGUGAUGCCACGUGACCAGAAACAUUUCGAAGAAGCAUUCGACAUCUUUAUCGAGCAUGUAAUCGAAAUCUCACCGGAAACCGAGGUUGUACCGGAUGCUGCACCAGUUCAUCGGGAUAGCUGCGAAAGUAUCGUGGAGGAGCAGCAGAACAACUCAAAGACGCAUAGUACAGAUUCUGGAGUGUCUUCGAUGUCAAGCAAUAGUUCGGAUUCUGAAGGAGCCAUUGAUGCAAACCAAAGUGAUACGGAGUUGCCGAUGAAGGACGCAAUAAACGUCGAGUCCCAUCCUCUGCUCCCCCGACCGAUUGCAGUUUCAUAA
Molecule: messenger RNA, 1782 nt
Organism: Caenorhabditis remanei
Lineage: Eukaryota; Metazoa; Nematoda; Chromadorea; Rhabditida; Rhabditidae
Exons: 11
Coding region: 1-1782 (593 amino acids)
Source: RefSeq, a predicted model, not a curated record